AUGGGUGAAGAGGGUUCAGUGUUUGGCCUAGGCGAUGGAUUUCCGCCUGAUGAUUGUGAUGGCGGUUUUGAGUUUGAAGACGACGACGAGGAUCUCACUAUUGACAUCGAAACGAUUUACCGGAUUUUAGACGAGAAGCCUGAUUCCGCCGAGGGUAGCCAAGAAAAUUCAUCUCCAGCUGGUUCAUCUGCUGACGAGCUCAAGAAUCCACAGUUGCAAAAUGGAUCUCAGAUGGUUGAUUGGUUUCCCGGCUCAUUCGAUGACCAUAUGAAAGUGGAACCUGGGAUGAGUCCUUCACCAGCUCACACUCGCUCUGCAAGUCUUAAAGAUUGGUUUUCGUUAGACCAGGAAGAGCAGCCUGUUGAGACAUGUGGAGUAUCUCAAUCCGAGAUGACUAGUUGUAGCAUAUCUUCCGGUUCCGUUGACAGAUACAAUACUUCUUUCUCUGAUCAUGGUGGCAACGUGGCUUUCAAUCCUUCGAAUGGUGACAAGAUAAUCGAUUCCAAAUUUACAUCGUGCAGCCCCACAACGUAUUUCGACCAAGUUCCUGAAUAUGGAGCCAUUCAUAAUUCCUCUGUCAUGCCUGGUUUUAAUUAUAAUUCAACUGCACAAAACUGCUACAAUGCAAGUGGUGCGUCCUUAUCAGAGCAAUCCCCCAAUUUUGUCCAGAAUUUCGCGUUUGAGUUCCUUCCCAAAAAGGAAGAAGCUGUAAACGAUGUUGACAGUGGAGCAAGCGAGUGUCAGUCAGAUGGUGCGAGCCGGAUGGUUUUUGAUAGAUACGGGAGAGUAGAUAAUGGAUCUUUAGAAAGGAAACCUGUUGUUGAUUUCGCCAAUGGCAGUUUUCAGGAUAACAAAGCUAUUCAUUUGAAGGUUAAACCAGAGGCUGAGUCAGAGAAUAUGGUUUAUAGUUCAGUUCCAGAGGAAGUUGGUGUUAGGGACGGUGUGUAUGCACCUGGAGAAUCGAAUCAGUGGUGGUCUGGUUCAUCUAGCUGCGCAAUCUCCUAUAAAGCAGAUAUUGGAAAUGGAUACUCAUUUAUGCCACCCCAAACUGCUUUCCCUAGCCAAGACAGUGGCAACAGAAGCUCUAAUCAAUUCUAUGAUUCGAGUUCAUGUUUGCAAUAUGCUGCACCAGCUCCCACCUCAGUGAUACAAAAAACUGAGUAUGUAGACUUUCCAGUACAACAAGGAAACCAUGAAUAUCUUCAGCCGAGGAGUAAUGAUUCUAACUUCUCAAACGCCAGCUUUGACUCAAUUCAAAGUCUUUCUUCAGAAUGUAUGUCCGAUAGCGAUGAUGAUUCUGACAUCUACAUUAUAGAACCUAAUGGUCAAUCUUCCAUCCCACCACGACCUCUAGCUAUGAAACAGCCCGUGGUUUCUUCAGAAUAUUCUACAGCUGGUCAUACUUUUAAUCAAUCUGGAGGCCUGAGGCUUCAGUCAAGCAAAGAAAAUAUGAUCUAUCAAGCUGCAUUGCAGGAUCUGUCUCAGUCUAAUGCUGAAGCAAGUCUCCCUGAUGGUGUCCUGGCAGUCCCGCUUAUGAGACAUCAGCGAAUUGCAUUGUCAUGGAUGGCCCAGAAGGAGACAAGCGGCUUCCCCUGUUCAGGUGGAAUUCUUGCUGAUGAUCAGGGACUUGGGAAGACGAUUUCCACUAUAGCUCUUAUAUUGAAGGAACGGUCUACACCUGCCCAAGCAUCUAAAGAGAUUAUUAAGAAAGAAAUUUUUGACCUAGAAGAUGAGAGUGAAGAAUGUGCACCUUUAAACCCCAGUGGAAGAAGUGAACAAUUUGAUAACUCUCAAUCCAGUGAAGAUAGUGUGGGUAAGGUGAAGGGAAGACCAGCUGCUGGAACUCUUGUUGUCUGUCCCACUAGUGUUAUGCGACAAUGGGCAGAUGAAUUACAUAAGAAGGUGACUAGUGAAGCGAGACUCUCUGUUCUGGUAUACCAUGGGUCCAGCAGAACAAAGGAUCCUCUUGAGUUGGCUAAAUAUGAUGUUGUUGUCACCACGUAUGCUAUCGUAAGUAUGGAAGUACCGAAACAGCCUCUUGUUGACAAUGAGAGUGAAGAGAAGGGUCGUGAACAUGAUGGUGAAGCUGCAGCUGGAGGCGUUUUCUCAAACAAGAAGAGAAAAUAUCCUCCUGAUUCACAGAAGAAAGGCUCAAAGAAGAAGAAAAAUGGUGAUCGUGACGAGUCUCUGUCUGGCCCUCUUGCGAAAGUUUCAUGGUUUAGAGUUGUGUUAGAUGAGGCACAGAGUAUUAAGAAUUACAAAACCCAAGUUGCUAGAGCAUGCUGGGGUCUCCGUGCUAAACGGAGGUGGUGUUUGUCUGGAACUCCAAUCCAGAAUUCUAUUGAAGACCUCUAUAGCUACUUUCGAUUCCUCAAAUAUGAUCCUUAUUCGUCCUAUGUAUUGUUCUGUGGCACGAUUAAGAACCCUAUAAAUAGUAACCCGGUGAAAGGAUACCAGAAGCUGCAGGCCAUCCUCAAAACAGUGAUGCUUCGCCGAACUAAAGGUUCACUUCUUGACGGGAAACCCAUUAUUUCUUUACCUCCGAAGUCCAUUGAGCUGAGAAAAGUGGAUUUCACUGAGGAGGAACGUGAUUUCUACUCCAACUUGGAACGUGAAUCUCGUGAUCAAUUCAAGGAGUAUACAGAUGCCGGGACAGUGAAGCAAAAUUAUGUGAACAUUUUGUUGAUGCUCUUGCGCCUUCGCCAAGCUUGUGAUCACCCUCUUCUCGUGAAUGGUGAAUACAGCUUUACCUGGGAAUCCUCGCUCGAAUCAGCUAAGAAACAGAAUCUCUCAGAGACUUCAUUGUCAAUGUGUGGUAUCUGCUAUGAUGCACCUGAAGAUGCUGUUGUGUCAGAUUGUGGUCACGUUUUCUGUAAGCAGUGCAUCUGCGAACGCCUCACAGGCUAUAACAACCAAUGCCCUCUUGCAAACUGCAAUGCCAAACUCACUAUUCCUGGCAUUCAUGAUCACGCUACUUCAGAUCAUGCUGAGACUGUUGACCAUUGUUCUGGAGAUCCUCCAUACGAGUCAUCUAAGAUCAAGGCUGCUCUAGAGAUCUUACAGUCACUUGCCAAACCGCGAGAAUUGACAGAAACGAAGCAGAUCUCUGUAAAGGGAGAGGAUUCGAAUGACGGUAGUAGCGUUGAUGCUCCAGUCAAGGUAGUUGGAGAAAAGGCCAUUGUUUUCUCCCAAUGGACGAAGAUGCUUGACCUACUCGAAGCUUCUCUUAUAAGCUCGGGUAUACAGUAUAGACGGCUCGAUGGAACAAUGUCAGUCUCUGCUCGGGAUAAAGCAGUGCAGGAUUUCAACACAGUCCCCGAGGUUUCGGUGAUGAUAAUGUCACUCAAGGCAGCUAGUCUCGGACUAAACAUGGUGGCGGCUUGUCAUGUUCUGAUGCUGGACUUGUGGUGGAACCCGACGACGGAGGAUCAGGCUAUCGAUAGAGCUCAUCGGAUAGGUCAGACGAGGCCAGUGACAGUGGUUCGCUUCACAGUGAAAGAUACAGUCGAAGAUCGUAUAUUGGCCCUUCAGCAAAAGAAGAGAAUGAUGGUUGCAUCUGCGUUUGGAGAAGACGAAAAGGGAAGCAGACAGUCUCACCUCACAGUGGAAGACUUGAGCUAUCUGUUUAUGGCGGAUUAG
Microthlaspi erraticum is the source of this 3639-nucleotide messenger RNA. The record is from the annotation of a GenBank genome assembly. Lineage: Eukaryota; Viridiplantae; Streptophyta; Magnoliopsida; Brassicales; Brassicaceae.